Molecule: messenger RNA, 807 nt
Organism: Colletotrichum spaethianum
Lineage: Eukaryota; Fungi; Ascomycota; Sordariomycetes; Glomerellales; Glomerellaceae
Product: catechol 1,2-dioxygenase
Exons: 4
Coding region: 1-807 (268 amino acids)
Biological process (GO): catechol-containing compound metabolic process
Molecular function (GO): catechol 1,2-dioxygenase activity; ferric iron binding
Source: RefSeq, a predicted model, not a curated record
AUGGGCUCAUUACAGAAGGACGAUGGCCAGUACCAAGGUCUUGGCCAGGACUUUACGAAACAGGUUAUUGCAUCCAUGGGGAAAGAAACGAACCCAAGACUCCGUGAAGUUCUGGCCUCUUUUAUUCAGCAUAUCCAUGACUUUGCUCGCGAAGUCAACCUUACAACAGACGAAUGGAUGGCGGGCGUCAAUAUGAUCAACUGGGCUGGUCAGAUGAGCAACGACAGACGAAAUGAAGGCCAGCUACUCUGUGAUGUUAUUGGACUGGAAUCACUCGUUGAUGACAUCACCAACCGGGUGGCUACGAAGAACGGCGCGCCCGGAACGGUAACGGCAAUCUUGGGCCCUUUCUGGCGCGCGGACACGCCUGUUCGUGCGAACGGUAGCACCAUCGCUUUGAAGUGUCCCGAAGAUGGAGAGGUCGCCUUCAUGUAUGGUCAAGUAACGUGCUCCAAUACUGGAAAGCCUCUCGCCAACGCGUCAGUUGAUGUUUGGCAAGCGUCCACAAACGGAUUGUACGAGCAACAGGAUGCAGAUCAGCCGGAGCAUAAUUUGCGUGGAAAGUUCAUCACUGAUGAGGAAGGCCGCUAUGCGUUCUACUGCCUUCGGCCCACGCCAUACCCAGUCCAAUCAGAAGGAUUCAAGUCAGUGACGACACAAAUCUUUGACGAGGAUUCAGAUUACUUGGACAACGACUCCGUGUUCGCUGUGAAGGAUGGGUUGACAGUACAGUUUACUGAAAGGAAGGGCGAUCCCAAAGCCGCCAGAGAGCUCGAGUACAACAUCAAGUUGGUCUCUGAGAAGUAG